This is a messenger RNA of Microtus oregoni (creeping vole), 777 nucleotides long. It is a transcript of the gene Crybb1, whose product is annotated as crystallin beta B1. The record is from RefSeq and is a predicted model, not a curated record. Gene Ontology annotation, molecular function: structural constituent of eye lens. The transcript has 5 exons. Gene Ontology annotation, biological process: lens development in camera-type eye; visual perception. NCBI's taxonomy places the organism in Eukaryota, Metazoa, Chordata, Mammalia, Rodentia, Cricetidae.
AUGUCUCAGGCUGCUAAGGCUGUGGCUACCAUGGCGGUGAACCCGGGGCCUGAUGGCAAGGGGAAGGGGGGCCCAACCACAGGGCCAGCCCCAGCCCCUGGCCUGGCCCCUGGCCCAGCUUCUGUGCCCAGGCCCAGCACCAAAACAAGGGACCUGCCUCCUGGGAGCUAUAAGCUGGUCGUCUUCGAGCAGGAAAACUUUCAGGGCCGUCGGGUUGAAUUCUCAGGGGAGUGCCUGAACCUGGGGGAUCGUGGUUUUGACCGAGUGCACAGCCUGAUCGUCAUCUCAGGACCCUGGGUGGCCUUUGAGCAAUCUGCCUUCCGUGGGGAGAUGUUUGUCCUGGAGAAGGGUUAGUACCCCCGCUGGGACACCUGGAGCAGCAGUUAUCGCAGUGACCGGCUCAUGUCCUUCCGGCCCAUCAGGAUGGACUCCCAGGAGCACAAGAUCUGCCUGUUUGAAGGAGCCAACUUCAAGGGCAACACCAUGGAGAUCCAAGAGGAUGACGUGCCCAGCCUCUGGGUAUAUGGCUUCUGUGACCGUGUGGGCAGCGUGACCGUCUCCGGUGGCACAUGGGUCGGCUACCAGUACCCAGGCUACCGCGGCUAUCAAUAUCUGCUGGAGCCUGGCGACUUCCGACACUGGAAUGAGUGGGGCGCUUUUCAGCCACAGAUGCAGGCUGUGCGUCGCUUGCGUGACCGCCAGUGGCAUCAUGAGGGCUGUUUCCCGGUGCUGGCCGCAGAGCCUCCCAAGUGAGCCAAGCUGUACCCCUCCCCGCUG